Messenger RNA from Exophiala bonariae, 951 nucleotides. RefSeq lists its product as uncharacterized. Lineage: Eukaryota; Fungi; Ascomycota; Eurotiomycetes; Chaetothyriales; Herpotrichiellaceae. The record is from RefSeq and is a predicted model, not a curated record. The transcript has a single exon. Bases 1 to 951 code for a protein of 316 amino acids.
AUGGUGCAACUCUUCAGGUCAUGGACUGCAAAUUCACAUGUCAAGAUCCUAGUAUCAAGCAGACCAUGGAACAUCUACGAAGAUCUGUUCUCGACACCGCAGUUAAGACUGGAGGAUCUCACUGCACUAGAUAUCCAAGAAUUUGUCUGUCAUCCACUAUACAACAGUAACAGUCUGUUCCGCAGGAAUCUUGAGCAGGAUGACCUGGAGACUUCCAAGACAUUGAUCUUUGAGAAAAUCUUAGAAAGGGCAGAAGGCGUGUUCCUCUGGGUUCGACUCGUGGCGAACUCAUUGAUACAAAUCUCGCGAGACGGUGCAACCCUGGAUGAACUCGUUGACGAGCUCCAAAACAUGCCUGACGACUUGGACGACUUUUUCCUGCGCAUGAUGAACGCCAUUCAUCCACGCUACCAACGGGAAGCCUCAAUCAUUAUGCAAAUUGCACUUGCUGAUUUUGAACCCAUUAUCGACACAACGUGGUAUAAAUCAAGCAUUACUAACACUCUCUUGCUGAGCGAUUUGUCUUAUCUUGCAAUAAAAGAUAGUCCAUAUUUGUGCUUGAAAUCAUCAUUUCAACCCUUGAAGUACGAAAAAGCCAAAUAUUUGCACCAUAAGCUCAAACGCAGGCUUGUGGGGCGUUGUAUGGGUCUGCUUGAAGUGGCCGGCAGACUUGAUAUUUGGGGUGCGAAGAUUGUCUUCCUCCACAGGACGGUCAGGGACUUCCUUUUGAGCGCACCAGCGAAGGAAAUCCUACUUAAAUCAGCCGGUGGUGUCCCAUACGAUGCUCACGCAUUCCGCUGCAAUGCUGCGUUGGCAAACAUGCUGACCAUACAGGAUGAAUUUCCGGAAGAUAAAUUCCCAGGCCUGUCCAAAAUAUUCUGCCAACACAUCCUCAACCAGCGGCCCGGUGAAGAUAAAUAUGCAUUUGAGCUCUACAUCAAAUUCAGCUGA